Molecule: messenger RNA, 860 nt
Organism: Cuscuta campestris
Lineage: Eukaryota; Viridiplantae; Streptophyta; Magnoliopsida; Solanales; Convolvulaceae
Source: the annotation of a GenBank genome assembly
CCGACGCCCCGUCACUCGUCAAACCCAAUUUAGAUCGGUAACGGACUCACCCAAGUGAGACGCCCGGUUUACGUUGGUUAGGCGCGAAACCCGUAACUAGGGUACUGACUCGCCCCGGGUUAGUCUUAACUAAGUCUUGGUCAUAAGGAUGAGAGACUUAGGGCACUGAGGUGGGAUUAAUAAAUAAAAUCAGAUCAUCCAACCAGAGUUGUAAAUUGUUACAAUUGGAAUUUAUUCCUACCAGAAAUAAUUUAACUGUAAGGCAAGAUGCAAAGCACAACUAUAGUUAAAUGAAAUAUGGAUCUGGCCCAAUUAAGAAUUUUAUUUAAAAGAAUCCACCGAACCAAGAGUUGUAAUAACGAUUGCAAUUGGAAUGAAUUCCUACCUAAAUAAUUUAACUGUAGGGCAAGAUGCAAAGCACAACUAUAGUUAAAUAAAAUAUGGAUCUUGGUCCGCUAGGAUAGCAAACAACAACACAAACAACCUCGCCCUGCGUUCCAUUCUGGAUAAAGAUAAAUUGAACGGAACAAACUUUGUUGACUAGCAACGCAAUCUCUGCAUUGUUCUCCGCAUGGAUGAGAAAGAGUAUGUGCUCGAAAAGCCCAUUCCUCCUGCCCCUCCCGCUAACGCCCCGAAAGCGGUCAAAGAUGCCUACGAGAAGCACGUUAAGGAUGACAACCAGGUUAGCUGUGUCAUGCUGGCUACCAUGAUACCCGAGCUGCAAAAACAGCACGAGGACAUGAAGGCCCACGAGAUGAUCGUGGCCUUGCGGCAGCUAUACCAGGGGCAAUCCAGGCAUGAACGUUUUCUCGUGAGUAAGGCUCUCUUUAGUUGCAAGCUCUCUUCAGGGAACCCGGUCG